Aplosporella prunicola CBS 121167 is the source of this 690-nucleotide messenger RNA. RefSeq lists its product as uncharacterized. The record is from RefSeq and is a predicted model, not a curated record. NCBI's taxonomy places the organism in Eukaryota, Fungi, Ascomycota, Dothideomycetes, Botryosphaeriales, Aplosporellaceae. The transcript has a single exon. The coding region runs from base 1 to 690 and encodes 229 amino acids.
AUGCCUUGUUCCCCGCAGAAACCUCCGAAGCCACCUCGGACUCCCACGACCGCACGCAAACCCACAGCUACCACAUCCUCUACAGAACCUCCAAACAAGCCGAAACGCUCUAUCGCAUAUUUUGGAGCUAUACCCUCAUACUAUUCCCGCCCAACAAGCAUCGAUCGCAUCGGACUUACGCGCCGCCAUCUUCAAUCACGUCACAACCACACCAAAGGCCGCGCUCGACACCAAACGCCUCUGAACCAACACCGCGCACCCAGAGCCACCACCCGCGCCAUGUCCAGCAAAGCGCGGCAACCCAGCGGCACGGCGCGAGCCUCCGCACCGACGAGCAAACCCAGCAACAAACCCGCGCCCACGACCGCCAAACCCUCCAUCCUCGCCAACCUCUCCCCCAAAUCCCUCAACUCCUUCGCCGUGCACCAGCUCUCGGCGCGGCCGGGCCAGACCGGCACAGGCGCGCCCUCCUCGCGCCAGUGGAAGGAGGUCGAGCCGCUGCCCGCCAAGUACCGCCCCGCGGCGCGGCGCAUCACCGCGGCCAUUGUCGCCGCGCCCAUCGCCAUCGUCACGAGCUAUUUCCUGUAUCAGCGGCUGGUGCAGGGCGAGCAGCGGAAGGUCUUGGCGCGGGAUUCGGUGGGCGGGGAGACGCCGACGAGGGUGUUGCCUGGGAGAGACGGGGAACGGUGA